GAGAUAUUCGCUGUCCAAUAAUUAAUAUAAAUAGUUACUAGGUGUACAUGACGUUAUAACCUCGGCAUCUCAUAGCUGUGGACCAUAUAAAAAAAAAAAACGCGUCGAUAUCACUUUUACUACAAAACUUAUCUUUUCGAUCGCUAAAAAUUGCUAUUACAUUGUUACAUCUUUUUUAAAAACUUCAGCAUAUCAUAUCAUAAGAAAUAAUUUGAAGUACAACUUGUUUAAAAUUGCACUAUAUAAAAAGCGCUUUUUAAUUAUUACUGUUGUUAAUUUUGAUGAUAUGUUUGAUAUUCUCAUAAUUAGACAUCGUCUUCAAUUUUCGUGAAAAAAAGAUUUUGAAAUUUCACUAUAUUUUACAUGGCUCAAAAAGAAUUUUUUUUUUUUAUGUACAAUUGUUUUCAGAUAUUACAUUGUAUUUCCAAGCUAUAUAAUCUGCCAGUGACAGUACAACAUCUUCAAGAGACAGGAGUAGGAAGGACUGUGAAUAGUUUCAGAAAAUAUGAUGGUAGUGUAGGUGAUGCUUCUAAGGCUUUAGUUUACAAAUGGAAAAGAAUGGUAGCAGAUGAAGAUAGCAGUGAUGGAGAAGAUGAGGAUGAAACUUGUGUACCUGAUGUUCACGAAAGUUACACUGAUAACCAAGAAUCACCAAAGCUAGAAGAUAUAGGGGAGAACAGCUCAUUGUCUGAUCAAGCAUCAAACUUAAAACAUGUGUAUAAGGAAAACAAAAGUGAGCCAUCUACAAAACACAAUAUAAUACAUUCAUCCAAGUCAAAAUCCGAGGAAAAGCAUGAAAAAAGUGGACACUCUUCCAAACAUCGUUCACAGAGUGAAAAGAAGUCUAAGGAAUCAAAAAACAGUAAAAGUAGCCUAAAAGAAGAAGCCCACAGUUCAACAAAUGAUUAUCCUAGUGGCAAUGAUAAUCCAAAAAAAAUGAGUGACAAGAUGGCUGAAAUUAAUGAAGAUAAUAACAGAAAGAGAAAAGUAGAUAACUCAAAUUCCUCGAUAAAAGAAAACAAGAAGAGAAAACUGUCAAAUAGCAAAAUUGAUGAUGAGAAAUCUGAAUUAUCCAUUUCAGAAAAGAAUCAUUCCCAUCCAAAAUCUUCUGGAAUUGAGAUAGAGGUAAAAAUUAAAGCAAAAGAUGAACAGUCUUUAGCAAGUGAAAAAAACAAACAAGAUGAUAAACAGAAAAAAUAUUUGCAGGAGAAGUCCAGGAGUAGUUCUAAUAAGCUUAAAUCUGACGAAUCAGGCAGUAAAGCAAAGGACAAUAGUGAAAAACAAAAACAUAAAACAAAAGAACAUGCAAGUCAUAAUAAACAUGAUAAAAAAAAGGAUUCCAGUCAUCAUUCUAGCAAAGAAACUUCCAAGUCAAGAGUUAGUUCCUCUAGUAAUAAGGAUCCUGUUAAGAGUAAAGAUGGGGACAAGAAAAAGGAGCACAAAGAGGAUAAGAAUAAACAUGAGAAGAAAAAAGAAACAAAGAUUAGGUUAAUGCAGGAAAUAAAAGGCGAUGAAGGAAUAGAUUGCAAUUCUGGUGUGUUGAAGAAAUGAUUUGUAUCAAUUAUUCAUUUGUUUAUAAUAGUUUUACUAUGUCAAGAAAUGUAAAAUGCGCAAUUUUUGUUAUAUUAUGGUCGAUCUUGACUGAUUCGACAAAUUUUUGAGAUAAUAUGCUAAAUGAAGGCAAGCAAUUCAAGAUCUCUUUUUUUUUUAGUUUAUUUUUUUAUAUUUAUUUCAAACCUUAUUUCUAAUUGCACAAAAUAGAUUAUGAUAUCAAUUAAUAUUUUGUUUUUUCAAGAUAUAAAAUUAUAGAUUAUAAAUUCAAACACUAUAUUGCAAUAUUUCAAAUCUCAUUAAUGGUAAUGUAUGAUACACACAUACACAACACAUACACACAUACAUAUAUAUAUACACACAAACAUAACAUACAUAUAUUAUGAUUAAUUAUAGUUUUUAUAAAUAUAGAAACUUAUGUUUCAUAUUAUUUAGCAUGUUGUUGCCCUCCCCAGAAGUUAUAAGAAAUAUAUUUUUACAUGCAAACUAUGCAUCUAAGAAAUACUGCCUUCAAAGUUGAUAACACAUAAAUAAAAUAUGUAAAUUGAUAAGCACAUGUUCAAUUUUUAAUUAUGAUUUGCAACAACUUUUAUAUGAGAAG
This is a messenger RNA of Formica exsecta, 2152 nucleotides long. Its product is annotated as transcription elongation factor B polypeptide 3-like. Lineage: Eukaryota; Metazoa; Arthropoda; Insecta; Hymenoptera; Formicidae. The coding region runs from base 364 to 1551 and encodes 395 amino acids. The transcript has 2 exons. The record is from RefSeq and is a predicted model, not a curated record.